UAUAGUCAGUGACGCACUUUGUUAAUUUUAUAAUUCUCUGUCUGCUGAAGUGGAGAGAUAUAAAGAGGAGACAUAUGGAGAGAGACGGGAAAAGUAUUGAGCGCCCACGAACUGAGGGCAUAUAAUACUGCGCGUGCUGGGGCCGUGUUUAUCCUUAAUCCUAUUUCCUUAUCCGGGGUUCCUCCUGGAUGUGCGCCAUUGGCCGACUGUAGUCACGUGGUGUCUUAACUUUGUUCACUUGACAGAAAAGUAGGAGGGUUCAACGGAACAGGAAUAACCGAAGAGUAAAGGGAUGAGAUAUAAAUUUUAGUUAUAUAUUUUCCAAGUAGGUGCAGUUCCACAAAAAGACAGAAAUUAAUGGCCAUGAGCUCCUAUUUGAUCAACUCCAACUAUGUGGACCCCAAGUUUCCACCUUGCGAGGAAUACUCACAGAGUGACUAUUUGCCCAGUCACUCUCCGGAUUAUUACAGCUCCCAGAGAGAGGAGCCUGCUCCCUUCCAGCCGGACUCUCUUUACCACCACCAUCAGCACCACCCGCACCAGAACCACCAGCAGCAGCAGCGAGCCGAGCCGCCAUACACACAGUGCCAGCGUGGAUCGCAGACCGCUUCGGUGGUGAUGUCCCCACGAGGUCAUGUCGUCGCCCCGACCGGACUGCAGACCACUCCACUCCCGGAGCAGAGCCACCGCUGUGAUUCCGUGACACCGAGCCCGCCUCCACCUCCGUCUUGCGGUCAAACACCCCACAGCCAAAGCAGUUCUUCCCCAACAAGCACUCGUAAGGACCCCGUAGUGUACCCGUGGAUGAAGAAAGUUCAUGUAAACAUCGUAAGUUCAAACUACACUGGGGGUGAGCCGAAGCGCUCGCGAACGGCCUACACGCGCCAGCAGGUUCUAGAGCUCGAGAAGGAGUUCCACUACAACCGGUACUUGACGCGCAGGCGUAGGGUGGAGAUUGCGCAUACGCUGUGUCUGUCGGAACGGCAGAUCAAAAUCUGGUUCCAGAACCGGAGGAUGAAAUGGAAAAAGGACCACAAGAUGCCCAACACCAAGGUCCGCUCUGGAGCAGGCAGCAACAAUACAAACUCCCAGGCUCUAGCCGGAUCCCAGAGCCGUUCUUCCGGACCACUAUAGCCCAUUCUUUGGCUGUUUGUCUGAUGCAGGCAAUUUGUCCUUCCCCCUUUGCUCCCUGAAUCCCAUACUGAAAAGACGGGCCUGACACGCUUGCAACCACCGGAACCUGUACUUUGGGCCGGAAUGUUUUUGGUAUGGGGGGAGAGAGAGAUGUCAUAGCCGCCGUUCUGGCCCUGAUCUGCGCUGAUGUUUCUCACAAUAAUAUGACCUUAUGAUGUAAAAAGGGUUGGCAAGGGAGAUUUCCUUUAUAUAUGAAAAUGAUCAAAACUACCCGAAGAAGAUGAAAGAACUAAGAGAACGUUGCUUUCGCCCGCUUUCCUUCUUUGCCUUCCUCUCUGUACUCGUCCUUUUAUAAUCCUCUCUCUCCCCCUCUCUCUCUAUUAUCCAUCUCUCUCUCUCUAUUUCUAACUCUUUCUCUCUCCUUCCCUCUGACAGAGCAAGGGGUGGUAGGCUGAAGAUACUGUUCCCAGCGCGUGUGUGGUUCUUUUCCUGUUCCUUUACUAUUCAAGACUUCUUUUAAUUGAAAGAUGCAUCCUCGUUUUCAUCUUUAAUCAUGCCAAAUUCUGCCCCCGUUUGUAAUCUUUACUUUGUGGGUAUAUAGCAAAAGGGUGAACUGCUCUUCCCAAUACACCACUCCCUACGACAUCCGUACUACUACUACUACUACACACACACAUCAUCACCACCACCCUCACCCCCAUUGUUACACUUAAGGCGCACGUGUAAUAUAUUGAACUCUCCUUUGGUCAAGUGAAGCAUUCUUGCACUCCAUACACACUCAUAGAAAAGCCACACAUGCUCGCUUACCUCUAUGUGUCCUUAUAGUACUUUAACAUAAGAUAUAAACCACGAUAUGAUCCAAAGUAACACCAGGCAGUUUGCCGUCUUGCUGUUUAAACUUCUGGUGCGUUUGUUUUGUUAAACGGCGAACUAUAGUUUUUCAUUUUUAGUUCUAGUUCUUUUUGAAUUUAGUGUUGAAUGUAAAAUGUUGUUGAUGCUGAGAGUGACGAUUAGCGUUUUGUGAUCAGUUGAUUGUUCGUAAUAUGAUGUUGUAUACAAGCAAACAGUGUAACAGGGUUAUUAAAGUGAAAUUAAGUAAUUUCCAUCAACUUACAAAAGACACUAAUGAUCACACCAAAAUCCCGGUACAGAUACUUUAAUGAUGACAGAAACACAGCACUAUACGAUGUACUACCUAUUACCUCAGUUCUGUGUGUGUGUGUGUGUGUGUGAGUGUGCUCGCGCGUGCGUUUGUGUCUCUAUCUAUACGCGCUGGAUCGGACGAUAUUGAUAAGUUUAUUUUUUUAUGUAAUUUUUUUCGCUCGUUUAAUGAAGUGAAAGCUUUCUGAGCUCCUAUAUUUUUAAAAUUGUGUGAAAAGUUUUUAUUAUUAUUAUUAUUAUUAUUAUUAUUAUUAUUAUUAUUAUUAUUAUUACCUGCCAUACAAAAAAUCUUGUGGACAUUUAAAAAGACAAUUCCACAACUGCAGCAAAGAGACAUUCAUACAAAGUAUCCUCUGCAUGAAAAGUGAUUUAUUUCUUUUUAGAUCCCCCUUUGUUCUUUCUCCGCGCAUUAAAUGCGCGCGCACUUCAUUUUCUUUUUGUCCCUUCCUCGUUUAUUCUUUCACUUUGUGUCUCUUUUUAGAUAUUUUAUUCUAAAAGUGUUAUUUCUUUCCACUGAUGCCAUUUUCUUAACAUUCCAAAGAUCCCUUUCGAUCGUUAUUGAUGAAAUGGUGCUGGUGAACAUGUGUAUGUUGCUCCGUCCUCUUAUUUGUAAAUAGUCCAUAGACAUUUAAAUAAAUGACUGAAAACGUA
Messenger RNA from Neolamprologus brichardi, 2946 nucleotides. It is a transcript of the gene hoxb4a, whose product is annotated as homeobox B4a. Gene Ontology annotation, cellular component: nucleoplasm; nucleus. Gene Ontology annotation, biological process: positive regulation of transcription by RNA polymerase II; anterior/posterior pattern specification; embryonic skeletal system morphogenesis. The record is from RefSeq and is a predicted model, not a curated record. Lineage: Eukaryota; Metazoa; Chordata; Actinopteri; Cichliformes; Cichlidae. Gene Ontology annotation, molecular function: DNA-binding transcription factor activity, RNA polymerase II-specific; RNA polymerase II cis-regulatory region sequence-specific DNA binding.